Messenger RNA from Zootoca vivipara (common lizard), 2465 nucleotides. NCBI's taxonomy places the organism in Eukaryota, Metazoa, Chordata, Lepidosauria, Squamata, Lacertidae. The record is from RefSeq and is a predicted model, not a curated record.
AGGAAAAGAAGAUUUUUCUCUAUGUAUAUAAAGAUGGCCACGUUAGCAAACGGACAAGCAGACAAUCCCAGCCUCAGUAGCAACCACACUAACCCCAACACCAACGGGCACAUGAACGGAUUAAAUCACAGUCCAGGGAACACAUCCACCAUUCCCAUGAAGGACCACGAUGCCAUCAAGCUCUUUAUUGGGCAAAUCCCUCGCAACCUGGACGAGAAGGACCUCAAACCUCUCUUUGAAGAGUUCGGAAAGAUCUAUGAACUGACGGUGCUGAAGGACAGGUUUACUGGCAUGCACAAAGGCUGUGCCUUCCUAACAUACUGUGAAAGGGAGUCUGCUCUAAAAGCCCAGAGUGCACUGCACGAACAGAAGACGCUGCCAGGGAUGAACAGACCGAUCCAGGUGAAACCAGCGGACAGCGAGAGCCGAGGAGACAGAAAACUCUUUGUGGGUAUGCUCAACAAACAGCAGUCAGAAGACGACGUGCGCCGGCUAUUCGAGGCAUUUGGCAAUAUCGAGGAGUGCACAAUCCUUCGGGGACCAGAUGGCAACAGCAAAGGGUGCGCGUUUGUGAAAUAUUCCUCACAUGCGGAAGCGCAGGCCGCCAUCAACGCCUUGCACGGAAGCCAGACAAUGCCGGGGGCCUCGUCGAGCCUGGUGGUCAAGUUUGCGGACACAGACAAGGAACGCACGAUGAGGCGCAUGCAACAAAUGGCCGGGCAGAUGGGCAUGUUCAACCCCAUGGCGAUACAGUUUGGAGCUUACGGCGCCUACGCCCAGGCACUGAUGCAGCAGCAGGCCGCCAUUAUGGCAUCCGUGGCGCAAGGCGGCUACCUAAACCCCAUGGCGGCCUUCGCAGCAGCUCAGAUGCAGCAGAUGGCAGCGCUAAACAUGAACGGCCUGGCCGCCGCACCCAUGACGCCCACCUCAGGUGGCAGCACACCUCCAGGCAUCACCGCAGCAGCCGUGCCUAGUAUCCCAUCUCCCAUUGGGGUGAACGGUUUCACUGGCCUACCGCCACAGGCUAACGGGCAGCCUGCCGCAGAAGCCGUGUUUGCCAACGGCAUCCACCCUUACCCAGCACAGAGUCCCACCGCAGCCGACCCUUUGCAGCAAGCCUACGCCGGAGUGCAGCAAUACGCAGGUCCAGCCGCUUACCCUGCUGCAUAUGGCCAGAUAAGCCAAGCCUUCCCACAGCCGCCUCCCAUGAUCCCGCAGCAACAGAGAGAAGGACCAGAGGGCUGUAACCUGUUUAUCUACCAUCUGCCCCAGGAGUUUGGGGACGCAGAGCUGAUGCAGAUGUUCCUGCCAUUCGGUAAUGUCAUCUCCUCGAAAGUGUUUGUGGAUCGGGCGACAAACCAAAGUAAAUGCUUUGGCUUUGUGAGUUUUGACAAUCCUGCUAGUGCCCAGGCUGCCAUCCAGGCUAUGAACGGCUUCCAGAUUGGCAUGAAGAGGCUGAAGGUGCAGCUGAAGAGGCCAAAGGAUGCUAACCGCCCCUACUGAAGCAUUGUGGGAAACUCUGGAUAAGCAAGGUCUAGCACAGGGCAUCAGCUGAAUGGGCCACAUUUAGAGAAAUAUAUAUAUAUAUAUUAAAUAAAUAUAUAUAGGAACGAGAACUGUUGGAUUACACCUUUAACAUAUCAGCAAAUAUCAGUCAAGCUGAAGACUCCAGACUUACUCUCUUUCUGAUUGUUUAGACUGUACCAUUUCUUUAAGAAAAGUCACGUCAGCUGGGUUCGAAAGGACAUAAGCUUGAAACAGAAACAUAAAUAACAACAACAACAAAAAUCACGACAGGAGCAAGAUCGUCUAGGAUUUCUGCAGUGAAACUGAUGUUACCGCAGCGGCUUUUCUCCAAACAGGAAAUGCAAACCUUGAUACUGACAAGAGGAGUGCCUGUUUGCCACCAAGGAUGCAGUUGCUAUGGAAACCCCAUGGCACCAGUCACUAAGCAUCUUUAUCUGUCAUUCCUUAGCUAUAUAGGGACCAAAGGACAUAACUUUUUAUCGCAGACUUGUAGCUGUAUGUAAAUUACAGAAGUUCUUUCCUUUUCUCAUGAGCUGUUCCUAUAACAGGUUUUGAGAGCAAUUAUAUGAAAUAUGUAAAAACUAAAAAAAAAAACCGCUUAAACGCUUUUAAAAAAUGGCAAGAUAAUAGUUCUUUGAUACUUUGGGAGGAUCUUUACAUUAAUUAAGAGUCUAUGAAACUUUCGUAUGGUUUUCUGUAUAAUAUGUAUGGAUUGAAUGCUUAGAAGGGGAAGGUUGAGGUAGGUGGGUGUCUGUGAAAAGCAGACAAAGGGAAAGGACAAGCAGAUCACUGGACUAGAAAGUGAUGGUGAUGAUGAUGAUGAUGAUGAUGAUGAUGAUGAAAAAGACGCAAAAGACGAAGACAAGAAGGCUGGUGCAAAGUAGAAAGAACACAAGUUUGUAAAUGCUUCUGACUCCACCCGCCCUAAAAUAGCUGUA